CAAUGCGCACGCGUGCCCUUUCACACCUUUGGGAUAUUGCGGACACGCCUCGUACCGAUUCGAGGUAAUACGGCUUGUGGCGCAAUCGACGGUACUAUGGCUACGGCCACGCAAAGAGCAGAGGAUGCAGAGGCGAAGGCGGGAAUGGGCGAGGUGUCGCUCGCGCAGAAGAUGAUGUCUGCCGUAUCGGGCAGCGUUCUCACCUCUCUACUAGUGACUCCCCUCGACGUCGUCCGUGUCCGUCUUCAAUCACAAGAAACUGUCUCGAAUACCUCCUCGUCACAGAUGCGCACCUACAAUGGAGCAACACUAGCACAAUUCCGCGACCUCCCUCCGAAUCUCGGUAUAUCAGCAUGCUGUAGAGAAGUCUUCUGGAUGAACAACAAAGCGCCGUUCUGUGUAGCAGGCCCAACCAUGGCGCCCAUCAACCCCGUGGAUCUCGGUUCGUGCGCAGUAGAAGAUGUGGAGCGAAGAACAAUCAACAGCACAUGGGACGGGCUGCGAAAGAUUGCACAGAACGAGGGCCUGAGUACAUUAUGGAGAGGCCUGUCACCGACUCUGGUCAUGGCGGUCCCCGCGAACGUUAUAUAUUUCGCUGGAUACGAUUGGUUACGGACAGCAGAAGCAUCGCCCAUGCGAAAGAGGAUACCCGAUGCGUACACCCCACUCGUGGCAGGAGCAACCGCCCGAGUACUUGCCGCGAUUGCCGUCAGCCCAAUCGAGAUGUUUAGAACGAGGAUGCAGGCAGCAAAUCAUACAGCCACGGCAGCGGGGCACUUUCGCGAGACCAUGGACGGGCUGCGAUCGAUGGUAGCCACACAGGGUGUAUUAAGUCUUUGGACAGGCCUGACCCUGACUCUCUGGCGAGACGUUCCCUUCUCAGCCAUUUAUUGGUGGGGCUAUGAGGCUACACGCGAUGUGUUGACAGACCAGCGCGGACGAGCUGAAGCAAGGAAUGACGGUAGCGAGUUCCGUGUGGGCCGUGGCGAGGAAAGAAUACAAAGGCGAAGCCGUUCAAGAAGCCAAGAGAACCACAGGGAUACACUUGUGGACAGCUUCGUUGCUGGAGCGGCCUCGGGCGCUGUUGCUGCGUUCGUCACGACACCCUUCGACGUAGGCAAGACGCGGCAGCAAGUGAUACGGCACAUGAGUGAGGCCGCGAAGGAUGUCGCAAGAUCGACGCGACCCGAGGAUCAGACCAUGCCGCGAUUCCUUAUGCACAUCUACCGCGAACAAGGCAUUCCCGGCCUAUUCAAGGGUUGGGCAGCUCGAUGUCUCAAGAUUGCCCCAGCGUGUGCGAUUAUGAUCAGCUGCUACGAGUUCAGCAAGAAAAUGGCACUUGAUAUGAAUGAACGACGAGAAAGAGAGCGAGCAUAAACGACAGCAACAGGUUUACCAAAUCGCCAAUUACCGAAAUGGUGCAUUGUACAGUCGCAACCACGUACUUUCAGUUACUUUUUUGCAUAGAGCGGUCUUUUGGCGUACAGAUGGCGAUUAUACUCAUGUCUGCAUGAAUGGCGUUUAAAGCAAAUAGCGAACGGCUGCUACUAGUUGGGUUUGAAAAAAAUUAGAUACCAGCGCGUACUUGGACGGCCUGCGCGUGUACUAUAGCAGAUAGUAUCAACAUGACUACUCGAUAUUACAAGCUCAACAAUAUAUGUUUGGCGUCCCUCAUUCCAAAUAUGGCCCUUAUAUUUGUAUACUUCCUCCAGGCAUCCAAGAUUAGUUCUAAGACGAUACAUAGAUCCUGUAGUUUAGAGUACGGCGUUAAGAGACAGC
Cucurbitaria berberidis CBS 394.84 is the source of this 1779-nucleotide messenger RNA. RefSeq names its product mitochondrial carrier. Lineage: Eukaryota; Fungi; Ascomycota; Dothideomycetes; Pleosporales; Cucurbitariaceae. The coding region runs from base 97 to 1377 and encodes 426 amino acids. The record is from RefSeq and is a predicted model, not a curated record. Gene Ontology annotation, biological process: mitochondrial transmembrane transport. The transcript has 2 exons.